This is a messenger RNA of Closterium sp. NIES-67, 1634 nucleotides long. The record is from the annotation of a GenBank genome assembly. NCBI's taxonomy places the organism in Eukaryota, Viridiplantae, Streptophyta, Zygnematophyceae, Desmidiales, Closteriaceae.
ACAGUGCUUGAUAGUCCGUUCCGCCCAGUCAACUAAGUUCUCGCACAGUCGGACCAGCGAGUAAACCGUAAAGCGAAAGGCGUCGUCAGAUUGUGCAUUAGACGUCCGUAGAAACCGCGCAGGUCGUCACGUCAGCUCGUCCGUAUAAACCCCGCAAGCAGGUCGUCAGGUCUCAAGUCGGACCACAGGAGUGUAAGGCUCGGAGAAAUCAGCUUAUAAAGUGGCUCGCUCCUCCCUCUUCAGAAUCUCCAAGGUAGCUAAUUAACCCGCGAUUCUCUUACCAAUCAGCCCGCGGUUCACCUCUCAUUCCGUAGCAUUUCACUCUAGUUUCCUCAUUCUCGCUUCCUCAAAACAGUUAGUUCUCGACAGUAGGUCUUCCUCACGAGUCGUCGACCUUCGAAGGACAGAGCCUAGCUCAGCGCUCCCGGCUAUAGCUAUAACUCAAACGCUUCCGCUCAUCCCGCACCGCUCGUUCCAUUCGCCAUGAAUCUCCACCGCCCCUCCCUACUCCUACUCCUACUCCUCAUCUCCGUCGCGCUUCUUCCGCUUCUCACCUCCUCGCGCAACCUUCCGCCCAAGCAGCAGCCCACAGGCGGAGCGCUUCCGCAAUCCAAGGGGCGGAACGCCACCGCGCCCCCCCGCCAACCCCGCCAAGGCGCAAACGGGACGGCUGCCGCGGGGAACCGGACGAAGGGCGGUCACCCGCACAAGGGGCACCAUCGGGGGAACGGCACCGUGGCGGGGGGACCGAAAAAGGGGAACGGUACUGGCGCCGGGCAGCCGAAGCGUAACGGUAACGGCACGCCAAACAGUUCGCAAACGUCGCCGAAGCCUACGAGUGGGAACCCCAAGAAUGGCGGUCAGAAGAACGGAAACGGUGGUCGCAGCGGCGGCGCGCAGACGAACAAGAAUGGCGGCGGGACGAGCCAGCCAAAGUCGAACGGGCAGCGCCGGCCGAAGCAAAUCGCCGAAGAGGAGAACUGUAGCAGCAAGACCUCUUGGCCCGAGGUGGUUGGAAUGACAGGCGAAAAGGCUCGCGAUUACAUCCAGACGACCAUGCCACAGUGUAACUGGGACGUGCGAAUUAUCCCGAGUAACGGUUUCGCCACGAUGGAUUAUCGCCCAAAUCGCAUUCGCGUUUUCGUCGACAAGCAGGGCGUCGUUCGCGUCCCCCCUAGAAUUGGCUGAUUUCUGUACCCGUUACUACUCUACUCCAGCGGCCUCUCAGCGGUGCUGCUGUGCUCUUAUCGCGUACGAGUUUAGAAGCUGAUUUUUGGUGGCUGAGGUGGCUGCGGACACUGUAGUAUACUGGACGGGGCUCGGACGACUAACCAACUGCUAUUAGGGAGUAAACAGCUGAUGAUGAUGAGAUUACAGCGGAUCAUCCCAAACGGUGAGUAGGGAGAGCUGUGCCUACAUCUCCGUCAGUGGCUGGUGCAGGGGCGCUUGGCCUAUUGGCCUGUUAGCUUGUGUCCUCAUUAUAGAGUGGUUGUAGUGAGACUUAGGAAGUGCACAGGAAGCUUACAACGCGGAUGUCAACUAUACGUAGUAGAAACUCUGGACUAGCACCUAAACCUGUUUGCAAAAUGUCAUAUUUGCUACUUCUAGUCAUUUCAGAUAUUUCCAAUCCGAUU